Helianthus annuus (common sunflower) is the source of this 1340-nucleotide messenger RNA. Its product is annotated as phosphatase IMPL1, chloroplastic. The coding region runs from base 114 to 1163 and encodes 349 amino acids. The transcript is spliced from 10 exons. The record is from RefSeq and is a predicted model, not a curated record. Lineage: Eukaryota; Viridiplantae; Streptophyta; Magnoliopsida; Asterales; Asteraceae. Gene Ontology annotation, molecular function: inositol monophosphate 1-phosphatase activity. Gene Ontology annotation, biological process: signal transduction; inositol metabolic process; phosphatidylinositol phosphate biosynthetic process.
GAUUUUGGUUGAUCUGUCGGGGAGUGCAAUCGUCGGAGUCAUCAAAUGUGUGCUCCUUACAACAAACAUAUAUCCACCACACCACCGGUCCGUAGAAUAAUCACUCACAUCACAUGGCUUCCUUUCUGCUCUCAUCUCCGUCCAAGUCUUCUAUUCAUCCUGUUAAACUCACUUUCAAAUCUCAACAACAGCAUCAUCGCAUUGGUAAUCGUAAUUCAAGAUCAUUAUGCGCAGUGCUACCAUAUCAGAACCAUAAAUAUACCAAGAUUGGUGCCGUAUCUGUUGGCCCUAUUUCAUCUGCUAAACUCCUCCAAAGCGUUGAAUUCGCUGCAAAAAUCGGUGCUGAGGUUGUGAUGGAAGCCGUAAAUAAGCCUAGGAAUAUCAGCUAUAAAGGACUCACUGAUUUGGUUACUGACACAGAUAAAAAUAGUGAGUCUGCCAUUCUCAACCUUGUGAGAAAGAGUUUUCCAGAUCACCUGAUUUUAGGGGAGGAAGGAGGUGUUAUUGGGGAUUCAUCUUCGGAUUAUCUUUGGUGUAUCGAUCCUUUGGAUGGGACUACAAAUUUUGCACACGGAUAUCCCAGCUUUGCGGUCUCUGUCGGAGUGCUCUACCGAGGAAAGCCAGCUGCUGCUGCUGUCGUAGAGUUUGUUGGGGGUGCCAUGUGUUGGAACACACGCACAUUUUCUGCAGUUGCUGGUGGAGGUGCAUUCUGUAACGGGCAAAAGAUUCAUGUUAGUCAGACGGACAAUGUUGAGAGAGCUCUACUGGUGACCGGGUUUGGAUACGAACAUGAUGAUCCAUGGGCCGCCAACAUGAACUUAUUCAAAGAAUUUACUGACAUCAGUCGGGGUGUGCGAAGACUAGGUGCAGCUGCAGUGGACAUGUGCCACGUUGCUUUGGGCAUUGUUGAAGCAUAUUGGGAAUAUCGUCUCAAACCAUGGGAUAUGGCUGCUGGUGUUUUGAUAGUUGAAGAAGCUGGUGGGGCAGUUUCUUGUAUGGAUGGUGGAAAAUUUACGGUAUUUGACAGAUCACUCUUGGUUUCAAAUGGUGUAUUACAUUCUAAGCUUCUAGAGAGAAUCGGUCCUGCAACAGAGGAGCUAAAAGGCAAGGGAAUUGAUUUCUCAUUAUGGUACAAGCCAGAUGAUUACAACACAGACUUAUAAUUCACCCACCCCCACAUCUUAUUGCUGCGAUAUGUUGGCUUUAAUUUUAUUUUAUUUUUCCGUUUCUGUUUCCAACUCAUGAGCUAUUUAUUACCCAGAUUGUGAGCAGAUUCUAUUUGUACUUCUUUCAUGCUCUCUUAUGCUAUAUAUAUAUAUAUAUCAGUAUGCAUACACACA